Doryrhamphus excisus (bluestripe pipefish) is the source of this 3137-nucleotide messenger RNA. RefSeq names its product kinesin family member 23 (gene kif23). Lineage: Eukaryota; Metazoa; Chordata; Actinopteri; Syngnathiformes; Syngnathidae. Gene Ontology annotation, biological process: mitotic spindle midzone assembly; microtubule-based movement. Gene Ontology annotation, cellular component: nucleus; microtubule; kinesin complex. The record is from RefSeq and is a predicted model, not a curated record. Gene Ontology annotation, molecular function: ATP binding; ATP hydrolysis activity; microtubule motor activity.
GGAAAUGCGUCAUUGAAACACAUUACUCCGAUUGGCCGGCACAUUUUGAAACCGUCCUCUUGUUUGAACACAGGAGAGGGAGAAACGGCAAAAAAGAAGAACGUUAAACAGAGGAUACAAGCCAAAAUGAUCAGACACGCCAAAGGCAAAAGGCCCCACCGUCUGCCGCCGAAAAAAAACUCAAGCAAUGAGAAAGACCCGGUUGGGGUAUACUGCCGUGUGCGACCUCUCGGAGCAGAAAAUGAAGAAUGUUGCAUUGAUGUGAUCAGCAGUACCACCAUACAACUACAUGCACCCGAAGGCUUCAAAACAAACCGUAAUGGAGAAUACAAAGAGACACAGUACUCUUUCAAGAAAGUAUUUGGAGUAUUAGUAUCUCAACCUGAGCUGUUUGAGAGUGUUGCCAGACCUCUCGUUGAUGACCUCAUCCGUGGAAAAAAUGGCCUACUCUUUACAUAUGGAGUGACAGGAAGUGGUAAGACGUUCACCAUGACAGGCUCUCCUGGCUUGGGUGGACUUCUGCCUCGCUCCCUUGACAUGAUUUUUAACAGCAUUGGGCCCUACCAGGCCAAACGAUAUGUUUUCAGGACAGAUGAUAAAAAUGGCAUAGAGGUCCAGAAUGAAGUUGAUGCCCUGCUGGAGCGCCAAAGGAGAGACAAUGUAUUUGUUUCAAAAUCAGCCUCAUCUGCCAGACAGAAGAUUGAUCCAGAAAUUGCUGAUAUGAUUACAUCGGAAGAGGCCUGUAAAGCUGACGAGGUGGACGAGGACAGCAGCUACAGCGUCUUCGUGUCAUACAUUGAAAUCUACAACAAUUAUAUCUAUGAUCUUCUGGAAGAAAAUCAGGAGGAUGCAAUCAGACCAAAGUGGAAUGGUGGGGGUACACCUGUACGCCAGAAUACUGACUUCAUGCCACCCCAGUCUAGAAUUCUCAGAGAGGAUCAGAACCACAACAUGUACGUUGCUGGUUGUAUGGAGGUGGAAGUCAAGUCUGCAGAGGAGGCUUUUCAAGUAUUUUGGAGAGGACAGAAGAGGAGAAAGGUGGCCAACACCCGACUAAAUCUAGAAUCAAGCCGCUCCCACGGCGUGUUCAUCAUCAAACUGGCUCAGGCCCCUCUGGAUGCAGACGGGGAUAACAUCCUACAAAACCAGGUGGCUGUCAGUCAGCUGUGUCUAGUGGACUUGGCAGGAAGUGAGCGAACAGGCAGGACAGGGGCGGAGGGCACUCGUAUACGCGAAGCAGGAAACAUCAAUCAGUCCCUGCUGAACCUGCGGACGUGUAUCGAGAUCCUUCGAGAGAACCAGAUGUGCGGCACAAAUCGGAUGGUUCCGUACAGAGACUCCAAAGUCACACAUCUUUUCAAAAACUACUUUGACGGAGAAGGCAAAGUCAAAAUGAUUGUCUGCGUUAACCCAAAAGCUGAAGACUACGAAGAAACUUUGCUGGUGAUGCGCUUCGCAGAGAUGACACAGGAAGUGGAAGUGGCUCGGCCAGUGGACAGGCCCAUCUGCGGGUUCACGCCAGGCCGUCGCCACAGAAACCAGGCCUUUAAAGAUGAGCUGUCACGCAAGUUGGAGGAACGUGGCGGUCCGGUAUACAGAGAUGUACCUGUUGCAUUACGCCCGGCGGUACAUAGCUUCCCUCCACUCCCAACGUCUGAGGUUACAGACGCUCAUGAUGAUAUCACCCUGCCCAGGCUGAUUGAAGCUCUACAGAAUAGACAAAGAAUCAGACAGACCAUGUUAGAAGACUACAACAAAGCAGCCAACAUGAUGACAUCACUGCUCAAUGAGCUUGACAGCAAUGCUAAUUCCAAGGAGAAUUACAUUCAUGAGCAAAACGGCAAACUCUUGGAGAGGGAUAACAUUAUUCAAAACAACAAGGCAGAGAUUGUGAGACUGGAGAAAAAAACAAAGAUGCUUGAACACAAGAUCGACAUCCUUCAGAAAACCACCAAAAUAUACGAGGACGACAAGCGUUCCCUGCAGCAUGAGCUGGAAACGAGAGAACAAAGGCUGCAGAGGGAGCUGUCUGAGAAGAGACGCAUGGAGCAGCGCAUGCAUGGCGCAGUCACAGACACGCAGCACAAGUGGGAAAAAGAAUGCGUGCGCCGUGUGAAUGCGAUGCAGCAGCAGAUGCAAAACAAACUGUGGGUGAAGGACGAGAAGCUGAAGCAGCUUAAAGCCAUCGUGACUGAGAGCAAGACGCCAGGUCGCCCUGAGCCUCCACCCCGUCAGACACAACCCAAGAGGCCCUCGAGAGAAGAGCGCCUCCCUACACCUGCAAAGAGAUCCGCCUCGCCCUCACCUGUUCCGACCUCAACACCGGUUCGUCCCCUGCAUCGACGAUCCCGCUCAGCUGGUGGAGAGAAGUGGGUGGACCACAAGCCCGCCUCGAGCCUGGACUUGGGAACGGUGCUGCAGCCCGUCAUUCCCAACGCCAUCCAAGUGUCAGCCCCCAGCGAGAAGGUGCUGUCAAAGUGUGAUCGCUACGUGCUAACGCAUCAGGAGAUCGCCUCCGAUGGGGAGAUACAGACCAAACUUGUUAAGGGCGAAGUGAUGAAGACCAGAGGAGGAGGACAAGCCGUCCAAUUCACUGACAUCGAGAUUCUCAAACAGCAGCUCACUGCAGCUCCAGGGCGUAAGAGGAAGUCUUCAGAAGGCACUAGCGGAGACCAUCAAGAUGGAGCUGUUACUGAUGUGGAGACAAGGUGCUCUGUAGCCAUGGAGAUGAGGGCUGGUACCACCUUGGGACCUAGUUUGGAACAUCAUUGCAUCACCAAGCGCAGGAAACCCUGAACACAGCGGGCGCUCUUAUUUUCACCUGACUGUUGUGCAAUAGUCCAACUUUAUCUGUUUUUCGUAUGAUAUUUAACAAUUGUUGAUGCUUUUAUAUAUGCAAGUGUGUACCCUCAAAUCACGCCAAAGCUGUUUUAUAAAAAAUAUUUUAUGUUGUGUAUGAUCCAACAGAAUGUGUGUACAUUAGAUGUAAACAUUCUGAAGGAGCGUAUUGUUCUGCAAUAUUGUCUGCCGCAUAUGUAUCUCUUUUUUUUUGUUUUUUGGAUGGAGUAGUUCUGAAAAAAUCCAUUUAAUCUGGCAUUGAUGAAUUGUUUAUUCAGGAAGAAAAUUCCUUAGACACA